AUGUCACUUCCCAUCCGACCGGCGGAAGUUGCUUCCGAGUGCUUAGCUAGUUGGAGGAGCGAGUUCUGGUAGAGGCAUAUAUAAGUGCUGGCUUUUUGUCGGUAUUGGGAAGUCGCGAUGGCGGCGGUGGGUUCGGAUGUCGAAUCGCUGCCGCGUGGGGGUUUCCGCUGCUGCCUCUGCCGCAUUACUACAGCGAACCGACCCAGCCUCGAUGCCCACCUGGGAGGCCGGAAGCACCGGCACCUGGUAGAACUGCGAGCUGCCCGAAAGGCCCAGGGACUUCGAAGUGUGUUUGUCAGUGGCUUUCCCCGGGAUGUGGAUUCUGCUCAGCUCUCUGAGUACUUUCAGGCAUUCGGGCCUGUGGCCAGCGUCGUCAUGGAUAAGGACAAGGGAGUGUUUGCCAUUGUGGAGAUGGGGGAUGUGAAUGCCCGGGAGGCCGUCUUGUCCCACCCUCAGCACAGCCUGAGAGGACGUCGCCUGCGGGUCCGGCCACGGGAGCAGAAGGAGUUCCAGAGUCCAGCUUCCAAGUCCCCCAAAGGGGCGGCCCCCGACAGUCACCAGCUGGCCAGAGCGCUAGCCGAGGCGCCAGACGUGGAGGCACAGAUGGUGACGCUCGUGGGGCUCAGGGAGUUGUCCGAGGCGGAGCGGCAGCUUCGGAGCCUCGUGGUGUCGCUGAUGCAGGAGGUCUUCGCAGAGUUCUUCCCUGGCUGUGUGGUCCAUCCUUUUGGCUCUUCCAUAAACAGCUUUGACGUGCAUGGCUGUGAUCUUGACCUCUUCCUGGAUCUGGGUGACUUAGAGGAGCCUCAGCCAGCCCCCAAGGCUCCCGACUCUCCCUCCUUGGACUCGGCCCUGGCUUCCCCACUGGAUCCUCAAGCCCUGGCCUGCUUCCCAGCCUCCCCUCCAGGCUCGCAGCCUCCAGCUUCUCCCCAGGAUCCUGAGGCCCUGGACUUUGAAACCCUUUCCUCCUCCCUGGCACCCCAGACUCCAGACUCGGCUUUGGCCUCUGAGACCCUGGCCUCUCCCCAGUCCCUGCCUCCAGGCUCUCCCCUGCAGGAGGACAAGGGAGAGGAGGAGGAGCUGGGGAGGUCUCUGCAACUAGCAGAGGCCUUGAAGGAGGAGAAAACAGCGCGUGGAGCAAUGCUGGAGCUUGUGGGGUCUAUCCUGCGGGGCUGUGUGCCGGGGGUGUACCGAGUGCAAACCGUGCCCUCGGCCCGACGCCCGGUGGUCAAGUUCUGCCAUCGGCCCUCAGGUCUCCACGGGGACGUCUCCCUCAGCAACCGGCUGGCCCUGCAUAACUCCCGCUUCCUGAGUCUUUGCUCCGAGCUGGAUGGGCGAGUCCGGCCCCUUGUGUAUACCCUCCGCUGCUGGGCUCAGAGUCGAGGGCUGUCAGGGAGCGGCCCCCUCCUCAAUAAUUACGCCUUGACCUUGCUCGUGAUCUAUUUCCUUCAGACCAGGGCCCCUCCGGUGUUGCCCACUGUUGCCCAGCUCACCCAGAAAGCAGGUGAGGGAGAACAGGUCGAAGUUGACGGCUGGGACUGUAGUUUCCCCCGUGACGCCUCGAGACUGGAGCCCAGCACCAACGUGGAGCCCCUCAGGUCCCUGCUAGCCCAGUUCUUCUCCUGUGUCUCUUGCUGGGAUCUUCGUGGCUCACUGCUGUCUCUGCGGGAGGGCCAGGCACUGCCCGUGGCAGGAGGCCUGCCCUCUACUCUCUGGGGGGGCCUGCGCCUCGGCCCCCUGAAUCUUCAGGACCCCUUUGACCUGAGUCACAAUGUGGCAGCCAACGUGACCAGCCGGGUAGCUGGGCGGCUACAGAACUGCUGCCGAGUGGCAGCCAAUUACUGCCGGAGCCUCCAGUACCAGCAUCGCUCCUCCCGGGGUCGGGACUGGGGGCUGCUUCCCCUCCUGCAGCCCAGUCCCCCUAGCUCCCUGCUGUCUGCUACACCCAUCCCCUUACCCCCCUUUCCCUUCGCCCAGCUCACUGUGGCCCUGGUCCAGUUGUUAAAGGAAGCACUGGGAUGCCAUAUAGAGCAGGGAACCAAGAGAUCGCGGCCCGAAGGAGGCAGAGCCGGGGAGUCUCCCCAGGGAGGGACGAGCAAAAGACUGAAACGAGACAGACAGACUCAGGGCUGUGAGGAGGGGAAGGGAGGGCAGCUGGGCUGUGCAGGGGGCCCCAGCGACGACGAGGUGGAAGAGAUGGUGGUGGAAGUCGGUGAGACGGUGCGGGACUGGGCCAUGCAGAGCCCUGGGCAGCCCAGGGAGCCGUCGCUGAUGACUGGAGAGCAUGUAGCCACCGGAGCAGGGAGCCAGCCAGGCUGUGUCGCCCUGGCACGACACGAUGCAGCCCACGGAGGGUCACAGGGUGAGACAGGCGAGGGGGCAGCACUUCCCGCCUCUGUGAGCUGGCGCUGUGCCUUGUGGCACCGAGUGUGGCAGGGGCGGCGGCGUGCCCGGAGACGCUUACAGCAGCAAACCAAGGAAGGUGGUGGAGGGGGUGCUGGCGCCGGAGCGGAGUGGCUGGUGACCGAGGCUCAGGUGACCCAGGAGCUGAGGGGACUUGGGGGUGGUGAACAGAGGCCGGAGGCUGAGCCCCUCCUGACCUUUGUGGCCUCUGCCUCCCCGGCAGAGCAGGCUCUCACGGUGACCCCACUCCAGGACACCCAAGGUCUGUUCCCUGAGCUCCACCACUUCUUACAGGUUUUCCUCCCUCAAGCGCUUAGACAUCUCCUCAAGUGAAGAUACGACAUGCUAAAGGGCAAUAAAGCUGCUGGUUUA
Messenger RNA from Orycteropus afer afer, 2772 nucleotides. It is a transcript of the gene TUT1, whose product is annotated as terminal uridylyl transferase 1, U6 snRNA-specific. Gene Ontology annotation, molecular function: poly(A) RNA polymerase activity; RNA binding. Gene Ontology annotation, cellular component: mitochondrion. NCBI's taxonomy places the organism in Eukaryota, Metazoa, Chordata, Mammalia, Tubulidentata, Orycteropodidae. The record is from RefSeq and is a predicted model, not a curated record.